Messenger RNA from Penicillium diatomitis, 474 nucleotides. RefSeq lists its product as uncharacterized. The transcript has 2 exons. The record is from RefSeq and is a predicted model, not a curated record. The coding region runs from base 1 to 474 and encodes 157 amino acids. Lineage: Eukaryota; Fungi; Ascomycota; Eurotiomycetes; Eurotiales; Aspergillaceae.
AUGUUCUGUCUCCGCAGCUGGCUGCCCUUACUGUUCAUCCCCACCAACGCCUCACCACUAUUCAUCAUCUCCUUCAUUGCGCUUACCUACAUCAUCCACCGGCCAUGCAUUUACUGCUCCGCCCUGCUCUUGAUUCUCUUUGCAUCAUCCUGCCACUGGUCUGAUAGAUGUAUAUUCGACCUACGCAGCAACUGGUUUGCGCCCCGGUACAGCUCCACGCCUGCUGAGUCCUACGUCCCGAGCAACGCCACAACAGAGACACCAAUGGCUGGGGAUGGAAUGGCUGAAUUUGUCUUUGAUACAUUGAACUCUACCGCCAAGGCGCUGGCCGGCGCCGCACUCGAAGGUGCACAACAACGUCUGGGCGUGGAGGGACCAGAGGAGUGGACAGGUGUGGGUUUGGAAUGGCUACGUAGCCUGACGGGCCGUCGCGAGUGGACUCUGCCCUGUGUAGAUGUGAAGGUGCGGCUAUGA